GCACGGAGCCGAGAGGAAGCAUGCCCAGAUACACCGUGCACGUGCGAGGAGAAUGGCUGGCAGUGCCCUGCCAGAACUGCACCAACACCGUGGGCUGGCUGGGCAGGGAGGCCGUGAGACGAUACAUGAAGAACAAACCUGACAACGGGGGCUUUUCCUCGCUGGAAGAGGUGAAAUUCUACGUGCGGAGGUGCAAGGGGCUCGGCUUGCUGGACCUCGAUGACGCAGUGGAGGACGCGCUGGAGGACAACGAGUUUGUGGAAGUGGUUAUAGAAGGAGAUAUAAUGUCCCCCGAUUUCAUACCAUCUCAACCGGAAGGAGUUCAUUUGUAUAGCAAAUACAGAGAACCAGAACAGUAUAUUUCUUUAGAUGGGGACAGUUUAACAACGGAGGACUUGGUGAAUUUAGGGAAGGGACUCUACAAGAUAAAGCUCACACGUGAAGCUGAAGCAAAAGUUAAGCGAUCAAGAGAAGUGAUUGAAAGGAUUGUGAAAGAGCAGACAGUUGUUUAUGGAAUUACCACGGGAUUUGGGAAAUUUGCCCGAACAGUCAUUCCAAAUAGUAAACUUAGGGAGCUCCAAGUGAAUUUAGUCCGCUCACAUUCUGCAGGUGUUGGGAAACCUCUGAGCCCAGACAGAUCUCGCAUGCUCUUGGCACUGAGGAUCAACGUCCUAGCUAAAGGAUACAGUGGGAUAUCCUUGGAAACUCUCCAGCAAGUUAUUGAAGCAUUUAAUGCAUCCUGCCUUCCUUAUAUCCCUGAGAAAGGGACAGUUGGAGCCAGUGGAGACUUGGCCCCCCUCUCUCAUCUUGCUCUGGGAUUGAUUGGAGAGGGAAAGAUGUGGUCUCCAAAGAGUGGUUGGGCUGAUGCUAAAUAUGUCCUGGAAGCCCAUGGUCUGAAACCAAUUACACUGAAACCAAAGGAGGGUCUGGCUCUAAUUAACGGGACACAAAUGAUCACUUCCCUGGGAUGCGAAGCAGUUGAAAGAGCAAGUGCUAUUGCUAGGCAAGCAGACAUAAUUGCUGCCCUCACACUUGAAGUCUUGAAGGGAACAACUAGGGCCUUUGACACAGAUAUCCAUGCAGUGCGUCCACACCGUGGGCAGGCAGAAGUGGCUUUUCGAUUCAGGUCCCUUUUAGAUUCUGACCAUCAUCCAUCAGAAAUAGCAGAGAGCCAUAGAUUUUGUGAUCGCGUUCAGGAUGCCUACACCAUGCGCUGCUGCCCUCAGGUUCACGGAGUGGUAAAUGAUACAAUCGCUUUUGUGAAGGACAUCAUGAUGACUGAAAUCAACAGUGCUACGGACAACCCUAUGGUGUUUGCUCAAAGGGCAGAGACCAUUUCUGGAGGAAAUUUUCACGGUGAAUAUCCUGCAAAGGCUCUGGAUUAUUUGGCAAUUGGAGUGCACGAACUUGCUGCAAUCAGCGAAAGAAGAAUCGAGAGGCUCUGCAACCCGUCGCUCAGCGAGCUGCCUGCGUUUCUGGUGACCGAAGGGGGCCUGAACUCGGGCUUCAUGAUUGCCCACUGCACAGCAGCUGCCCUGGUUUCUGAGAACAAGGCCCUGUGCCACCCCUCCUCCGUGGACUCUCUGUCAACCAGUGCUGCUACAGAGGACCACGUGUCCAUGGGAGGGUGGGCUGCGAGGAAAGCCCUGCGAGUUAUCGAACACGUGGAGCAAGUCCUGGCGAUUGAGCUGCUUGCAGCCUGCCAGGGCAUUGAGUUCCUCCGCCCUCUGAGAACCACCACCCCAUUGGAGAAGGUCUACGACCUUGUGCGCUCCGUGGUGAGGCCUUGGAUGAAGGAUCGCUUCAUGGCCCCGGACAUCGAAGCAGCUCACAGGCUGCUGGUGGAGCAGAAGGUGUGGGAGGUGGCUGAACCUUACAUUGAAAAGUACAGGAAGGAACACAUCCCCGAAUCGAGACCUGUUUCACCAACAGCCUUCACCCUGAGGUCACUGGCAGUGAAUACAUGUGACCACAAUCAUCAAAAUGAACUUUAAUACUUGCUGGCAUCUGACAGGGUAGAUUUUUUCCAAGACCUUGUUUGGGGAUGGCUGUUUUUUGAGAACUCAUCAUGGUUUCUUCUGGGAGCACACAGGAAAGGAACCGCUUCUCUAGCUCUGGAGCACGUAGGGAUCAGUGGAGAAAUGCUUCACCGGUUCCCAACCUGUGAAAGAGAGUGUUGUCACAAUAGCAUGGACAAUCGUGACCAUGAGUGCAACUGAAUUUACUGAGCUUCUAAACACAAAACAUGAUACCAGUUCUAUGAAGACCACUGUUCCAGAACAAAUGUGCUGUACUCUGAUAAUGGACUAGACUUAAUGUGGCUUCCCAAAGGGGCCUGCAGCUUCACACCUGCAAUAAAUAUAGUGAGG
This is a messenger RNA of Nothoprocta perdicaria, 2369 nucleotides long. It is a transcript of the gene HAL, whose product is annotated as histidine ammonia-lyase. The record is from RefSeq and is a predicted model, not a curated record. The transcript is spliced from 20 exons. Gene Ontology annotation, biological process: L-histidine catabolic process. Gene Ontology annotation, molecular function: histidine ammonia-lyase activity. NCBI's taxonomy places the organism in Eukaryota, Metazoa, Chordata, Aves, Tinamiformes, Tinamidae. The coding region runs from base 21 to 1994 and encodes 657 amino acids. Gene Ontology annotation, cellular component: cytoplasm.